Molecule: messenger RNA, 1605 nt
Organism: Lycium barbarum (goji berry)
Lineage: Eukaryota; Viridiplantae; Streptophyta; Magnoliopsida; Solanales; Solanaceae
Exons: 7
Coding region: 1-1473 (490 amino acids)
Source: RefSeq, a predicted model, not a curated record
AUGUUUAUGCUGUUACAGAACGAAAGAGUUGCAGGGUUUAGGAAAGAGUUGUACUUCAUCAAAUUCUUCAAAAAGCUCUCGAAAGAUAUGGCCCGUGGCAGAGGUCGAGGUAGCAUAGGCCGCGUAAUCAAGACCUCAACUAGAGGUCGAGGUAGCGCUGGUCGAGGUAAUAUGCCUUCUGUUCCUGUUCCCACAAUUAGUUCUCAACAAGGUGGCACCAAUUCCUCAGGUGGGCAGGACCAAGUUCAAACAUGUCCUACUACUACGCCACCCAUUCAAACAUCAGGUCAUGGCAGCACCCCAUCCAUUUCUGAAUCAUCUCCUAUAAUACCUAAUGAGAGCAACGUAAUAGGCGAGGGUGCGUCUACUCAGAGAAACGCAAUAGGUGAAGGUUCAUCUGCUCAGAGUGAUGCAGUAGGUGAAGGUGAGAGCAACAGUAACGUGCAGCGGACACUUAUUUUUCUUUCUCCUUUAGGGUUGGAACCAUUAAGAUUAUGCUCUGAGACGAUAACUGAGAUUUUCAAGAAUGAAAUUGAGCCUAAUGGAGUUAACUGGAAAAGUGUCUCACAAGAGACAAAAGAUUUUUAUCUCGGAGAAUUCGAGAAGGCAUUCUAUUGGGAUUCUUCGAUUGAUAGUGAAGUGAGGAAGCAAUGGCGUAGAAAGGCAGCGAGAAGGUACUGUGAUUUCGUUAGCUCAAUAAAAGGUGAGGGAAUUCGGCCAGUUUAUGUUCCGAAAGAAACAUGGGAAAGUUGGAAUAAAUAUUGGGCAGAUCCUAAGGUUAUUGAAAAAUCAAAAAUAGCUUCAAAGAAUCGUCGUGGCGGUGAGGAUGUAGCUGCUAGUGGGACUCACACGGGUGGCUCUAUUUCCAUCGGAGAGCAUCACAAGAGACUUGCUAUUAAAAAGGGUCGAGAUCCAACACCAAGUGAGGUACAUUUGCACGUCCAUACACACGGUCAUGAUGGAAAAUCUUUUGUUGGUGAGCGACCCCGAAUCGUGCAUGAAAAAUAUCAAGAAAUACUACAAAAUCAGUCACAAACUCAAUCUGAAGUUGAUCAAUGUCAAGCCUAUUACGAAGCCGUAGGAGGGGUAAAGAAAAGAAGAAUAUAUGGUCUUGGAUCUCAAGCACAUUUAUAUUAUGGGCCAAAUCUUCAUCCUUCUUCUGUAUCUAAUGCUACGUCCUCAGUACCACCUCCGAAUGCUCAACCAGCAGCGACAGGAACUUUGGAUGAGUUAGUGACGCGAUUAGUUCCUGCAUUGACUGAUAGCAUAAUUCCUGCACUGACUGAUCGCUUGCUUCCUAUUAUUGUUGAGUGGGUACGUGGAUUGAAUCCUUUAGUCUCUUCUCAGAUGGACACUCCUAAUGACCAUCCAUCAUCUAUGGCACCUAUAGUUUCAGCUCCAGCUACUGCCAACAUUGAUCAAGUUCAUGCAUCAGUUUCUGAUGAUGAUCGUGGCUCUCCAGUCUCUCAUUAGUUAGUUUUUUGGUUUGGACUUUAUGGUUGUUAGUUUUGUUGUUUGGACUUUAUGGAUGUUGCAUAUGAUUUUGGAUUUUUCGGUUUGGAUAUUAUCGUUGUGGAUGCUCCAAACUUAUUUUGCAUUUUGCUA